This is a messenger RNA of Neodiprion fabricii, 3815 nucleotides long. RefSeq names its product methylglutaconyl-CoA hydratase, mitochondrial. NCBI's taxonomy places the organism in Eukaryota, Metazoa, Arthropoda, Insecta, Hymenoptera, Diprionidae. The transcript is spliced from 3 exons. The record is from RefSeq and is a predicted model, not a curated record. Bases 604 to 1512 code for a protein of 302 amino acids. Gene Ontology annotation, cellular component: mitochondrion. Gene Ontology annotation, biological process: fatty acid beta-oxidation. Gene Ontology annotation, molecular function: enoyl-CoA hydratase activity.
UUGGCAGCGCCUCUGUCCGUUGAAUCGGUAACCGCGCGAGUAAACAGUGACGAUCGGCGAACCGUACAUUACAUUCAUACAUACGAAUACGCAUGUGUGUCAUACCUGCCUCUGCGCACAUUCGACAAUUUGAAGUGGGAGUUUAGAAUUUUAGAACGAGUGAAACCUGCAGGCACGUGUCACUUGGGGGGGAAAAAAACUUUCCAAUAGCCAAAGGUACGACUUUACGACUUAGGAUAAUUUGGAGAUACACAAUUAAGAUCUACGCACCGUUGCUGGCAGUAUAUGAUAUAAUAACCGACGACAUUAUGUCUGCAACGAGGAUUUGAUGAUCAGGAGAAAACUACAUCACCCGGUGGAAUUCCGUCGUGCAUUGUAAUAAAUAAUAUACAGUGACAAAAAAAAAGGGAACUAAGAAAUUUCUUAGUCGGUGCCCUGCCUCGCGUCUCGUCAGUUGCUCCCGCGACUCCAGCUUGAUAACAAGUCUGCUGUUGUUGGUCGCUACGCACGAGGAGCGAUAUUAUAAUAGAGUUUCGAAACACGUCGACACCUGGGUUACGACGUCAUUUUUUCAACUCUUCCAUAAACAUACCAUCGAGAAUCAUGGUCGCGUUGGUAUCGACACUGAAAGCUGCGCCGUCGUUCUACAAUUUUGCCGUAAUUGCGGUGCGAAAAUUGUCAACAAAAAUGCAGUUGAAUCCGAAGGAGGACUCAAGGGAAAUAUUGAUCAAGUACCUCGAUGGCAAAGACACCGGUAUUGCUGUCCUUGGAUUAAAUCGUCCAGAGAACAGGAAUGCGUUUGGAAAGAAUCUAGUCACCCAAUUCUACGAUUCGUUGGCUACUAUUAGAGAGGACAGCAACGUCAGGACGGUGAUAAUACGGAGCAUGGUACCGAAGGUGUUUUGCGCUGGUGCAGACCUAAGGGAAAGAGCUCAGAUGCAACCCCAAGAGGUGACGGACUUCGUGACUUCGCUGCGUAAGCUCAUGAAUACCGUCGAGUCCCUGCCGACUCCUGUGAUAUCUGCAAUCGAUGGCGUUGCCCUUGGCGGAGGCCUGGAGCUGGCGUUAGCAUGUGAUAUUAGAACAGCAGCUAACGAGGCAAAAAUGGGUCUUGUAGAGACAAAAUUGGCCAUUAUUCCUGGUGCUGGGGGAACACAGAGACUCCCUAGGAUAGUCGGCCCUGCCGUAGCAAAGGAGCUCAUUUUCACUGGGAAAAUUCUUGACGGAGAAGAGGCACAUCAGAUUGGGAUUGUGAACCAUGUCGUACCCCAGAAUAUGGAUGGAGAUGCUGCUUAUCAGGCUGCUCUUUCUAUCGCCAGGGAAAUUCUGCCUAACGGACCAAUCGGCGUUAGGUUAGCCAAAGUAGCAAUAAGUCAAGGUGUUGAAGUUCCACUGGAAGACGGAUUCGAGAUAGAGAAGAAGUGCUACACGCAGCUUUUGGAAACGGAAGAUCGUUUAGAAGGGCUUGCUGCAUUUAAGGCGAAGCGUGUUCCAGUCUACAAAGGCAUCUGAUUCUGAUUAUUGUUUUACACUUUUACUAAGCUGAGAUACGCUCUGUGCUGAUAACGUGAGUUUUUAUCAGUAGUCUUGCUUACUCGUCCUCGUUACAAUAAUCAUAUUACGAAAAAUAGCAGUUUUUCAUUUACAAAAAUUCAGUUCUACAACCCUAGCACUAGCGGGCCAUUGAAAGCAUGAAAAUGAAGUCACGAAACAGGGAAUAAUCACUCCUGUUAUCAGAAGUAAUCUGUCAGUGAUACGAACUCGUACCAGGCAUUUGUGCUAACUUAAUUGGAAAGAUAAAUGACUAAUCCAAAUAUGGGCUACGGUAAUCAGUUACCAGUGAUUUUUUCAUGUUUAUAAGUGCGUAUUUGCUUGAGCAAGUUAAAAAAAGAAAGUUAUUGAGUCUUCCAAUUGCAUAUUUAACGGCUGGAUAAUAAUCAGUACAGCAGCCAUCAAAGUUGAUUAUAUUUUAUUAUAUAUUGUUAUAAAUAUCAAGUAUAACUUGAAAUAUUUUAUACGAUGUUAAACAGAAAAAUUGAAAAAGUAUAUAUACCUAUAAUUAUUUUAAUUUAAAUCUUAGAAUUCACAGAAUUAAUCGCAAUAUGUUUCUAAGUUUUAGAGAUCUCUUAUAUCUCUCUAUAUAAUCUUAAAUUUUAUAAAGUUUUUUUGUUCUUUUCGUCUUUCAUUGUAAUCUUUGCUCACCUUAAAAUUUCCCUGUUAAAGAAUGAAAAUUGUUGCAUUUGACUCUUGUUUUGUAUCUAAAAGUUGAAGUUUAUCUGUCCGCAUGUGAUAUGCAACCGAUUAUCAGCAUGAUUCAAUGUAGCGAUAAUAACAGUUCUCUUUUGUAAUACUUUUUUACAGGCAAGAAAAACACUACGUAAGAUAACAUUUGAUACAAAUCCAAUGCAAUUACAGUUCAAAAUAAACCAUUCGUCACUAUUGUCCAGUACAUUAUCAACUUAACGCAAAUAUUUACACUGCUAUAUUAUCAUGUCUCUUUGCAGUGUAGGAGCAAUGACAACAGGACUUUAACGUGAGCAAAGAAAGUAUAAUUCAUUAAAUAAUAAGUAAUUUAGCUUGUCAUGUUUGGAGCUUAUAUGUUUCAAAACUUAAUAAGCAUAACGGAAUGAGGGACAGGGGCAUUUUUUGAUACGUUCUUAGGAUUAUCUAUCAUAUCAAAACCGCUAUUGUUGGAGCAUGUUAAAUUUGUGUAUUUUUAUAACAUAUUGUACACCAUCUCUAGAAGAGAAGUUUUUAUUAUCAGACACUGCAGAUGAGUGAAGUCAUAAGGUAUAGUAUAUAUAUGUGUAUACUAUACUAUAUAUAUGUAUAUAUAUAUAAUAUAUACAUAUAUUCUUUCUAAGGAAUUAAAUAUUUUAUUGUACAUAUUUUUACACGUAAUAUACGUAUACCUAUAAUGACACUGUUCAAUAAUGAUAAUAAAUUAAUUAAUUGAAAAUGAUGAGCAAACUUGUUUUGGCGAUUGCGAUUUUUAUUACAAUACUUGCGAACAAUACAAUGUAUAUGUGUAAUUCACCACAGUAACAAUACAUCCAGAAGAGCUGCACUUCCUUACUCAAUAGUAUUCAUACGUAUUGGUUAGAAUAACUAUGAAACUUCAAUUACUUGCUUGAGGCACAUAUUCAUUUUGACUGUUACUAACGAGUUUUUCUAUUUCUAGGAUUUGCACAUUAUGGAUGCUUUCGUUCGUGUCACUACAUUGUAAGACAAAACACCUAGAAGGAACAACUAAGGGUAUGUUUCAACAACAGAAUAUUCGUCAAGUACUGCAAUCUUUUAUCAAGUACAUUCAAAUCUUUUAUUUUCUACCCGUGAGCUCAUUUAUAGUUUCUGUACAUUAUACAUAUAAAUAUUUUACAAACUUCAUAACUGCGUAAUGGAGUCAAUUUGAAUCAGAACAAAGUUAUACAUCAUUAAAUCUAUUUUAAAAUGAUUAAAUUACAACACGUUGUAUUUACAUACCUACAUAUUUUCAAACAUUACGAUUACACCCUUGAAAUAUUGAAAUAUCGUUACAAUCAAUUUCCACUAGGAAUUUGAAACCACACUUAGAUUGAAACUCGUUAAAGACAUUGCAUUGGAACAGGAAGCUGACCCUUGGACUGUUUUUCCUUCACAAGAGCCAUCAACAUCUUGACCUGCCUGAUGGUAUCCUCAGGACUAGUGACUCGAUGACCAAUUGUAAGAUCACUCUCAUAAAUUUCAUGGUCGUUGCCACCCGCUUCAGUUUUGUCACCGAAGAAAUGAAUCUCCUCAUAUCCCUCAAUGUACUUCAAACAGUAAGUCUUAUCCCA